Ostrea edulis (European flat oyster) is the source of this 5747-nucleotide messenger RNA. RefSeq names its product baculoviral IAP repeat-containing protein 7-A-like. Bases 430 to 1044 code for a protein of 204 amino acids. The transcript has 3 exons. Lineage: Eukaryota; Metazoa; Mollusca; Bivalvia; Ostreida; Ostreidae. Gene Ontology annotation, cellular component: nucleus; cytoplasm. The record is from RefSeq and is a predicted model, not a curated record.
ACCAAUCCCCGAUUUGGAACGAGGAAGUAAAUAAUUUCUGAAUCGAAAGAAAACAAUACUAUAUCUGUAUAUGUCUGAAUUGAAUGUCGCGAAUCACAUGAACAAGUGUUUACAAAAAACAAUUUAUUGCAAAUUUAUCGUUUUGUUAGAAACCGUGUUUUCAGCUUAAUUACAAGGGAAUCUUUAAGAUCUAUUCCAAACUAUUUAAUCAUAAAUUCCGAUCUAUCACUAUCAGUUUAUCGAUACUCCAAAUUAAUAUUUAAACAGACUGAUAAAGGCUUACGCUUAUAUGACCCCUGACAAGUGCGUGGGAGAGUCAGUCAUCUAGUAUGAUAAGUCAGUGCUUUAAAAAGACAAUUUUUGAAAUUCUUUUAUGUCUUCCUGGAAAGAUGGUAUCAGCUGAAAUUCUUGGAUUUCAAAGUUUGAGUUAUGGAUUCUAGCAAUAAAGAUAUAAUUCCUAUCUCUCCUACUGAAAGAUUCAAACCCCUUCAAGAAAGCCUACCAAAGAGACUGAAAACCUUCAAAACUUACCCGAAAGAAGCUGUUAAAGAAAAAGAGGACCUCGCUGACAAUGGUUUCUAUUACACUGGUGAUGGUAAAACUGACACAGUUCAGUGUACAUUUUGUGGGAUUAUAAUCGAUAAUUGGCAAACAGAAGAUGAUAUUCAAACAGAGCAUCGAAAAUUUUCCCCGUCAUGUCCAAGAGUUCUCGAUCUUGACCGCAGAAACUUUGGUGCGAAUCUUAACGCGGGUACCUCACGUCUGGAUCUGAUAAGGAACACACAAAACUCUACAUUGGAUGGGAAAGUCCCGCAGAUGAAAGACUAUAGUCUGAGGUUGAAGUCUUUCAACGACUGGAAGUACAGUAAAAAAGAAAAGCCCUCGCCUGAGACUUUAGCCAGGGCUGGAUUGUUCUAUAUUGGUAAAGAAGACAAUACCCAGUGUUGGUUCUGCGGGAAUUUGUUAAUGGAGUGGGAAGCUGGCGACAUUCCAAAAGAGGAGCAUGACAGCAUAUUUCCCGAUUGCAGUCUGGCUGCACAAUGAAGUAUCACAUGCGUAAAACAAUGAUUGAAUAUUCCUCAAAUAUAAACAAGAGAACAUAAUGUUAAAAACUAAUCAAUGAUUUGAGGUUUUUUGUUUGUUAUUUUUGUUUUUGCUGUUAUUGCUGCUGGGUUUUUUUCUUUUUAAAUCGCAUUCAUAUACAUGUAUGUUAUUCAGCACAUGUUGAAUUCUUAAACCUUUGCACUGGGGAUUUGACUAUUUCUUAACUUAAUAAGCACUGAAAUAUAAUGCAAUAUCCAUACAAAUUAGUGAAUAUUCAGUAAAAUUAAGGUUUAAGGAAAUGCCAAAUAUUGGUAAUAGUUUUCCAUCCCAUAAUAUACCCACAAAAGGUUUGGUCCCAAUUCUAUAGAAUCAUGUUAAACAUAGUCAUCAAUUUUUCAUGUUACUAAUUAGUAUAUUUUUUUACUCCGGAGAUGGUCCAUGUUUUGUUAUAUUUACCCAGUGGUUGAAUAUAGUGACGAGUGUAUCACAUAUUUAACCUCAUUUAUUGAAAGUAGAACAAUCUUCAUGUGAUGCCUUAGGUUUUCGCAAAAAUCAUUAUCAAAUUAAAUUUUGUGGAUGGUAGAUAUCACUUGAUAAAAAAUUUUUAAAAAUUGUUUAUAACUAUUGAUAUUAAAAAGAAUUAUAUUUUCCAUAGCUAAAUGUAAAAUGGUGUCAAGGGCAAUAACUCCUAUGCUGGUAUUUGUACAUGCACAUUGAUUUCCUUAAUAUCCACAAUUACUUUAUACAUGUUUUUAUAAAUUAGCAGUUUUUCUAAACUGUUGACAUUAGAAAUAGAUCAUUUUAACAAGUUAUUUUCAUUAUUCUGUGUUACAAAAAUGUGUGAUUUUUUGAUGUUGACCUAUACUUCUGUUUUUCUAUGCCUGACAUCUUAAAACAGACGGCAAUUUAACAUACACAUUUUCUUUUGCUAUUAAUGAAAUUAGACUAUAUUCAGUGAAAAUUCGAAAAUAAGAUCAGCUUUACCACUUUCAGUCAUUAAUAUUGAAAAGUCACAUAUGAGGGUAGAGUUACCUUAAGAGCCAUUCUCUGUAAGCAUCAAAAUUUUUAUUAUAGGGGUAUAGGUACCCUCACUCAAUUUGCUGAAAUUUGGCAUAUAGUGAUUAUUUUAUACCCUCUCAUAGAAUUUGGUAUCAAAAUUCGUAAUCGAGGUACCAUUGCCAUGGUAAGAAGAACACAUUGAAAACAGUUCCCAAGAUGCUUAAAAAUGCUUUAUUUUGGCCUGUUUUUGAUUAAACAUAAACAAAUUAAUUUUACUGAUGUACAAAUUUCUCUAUUGCUUGCUUAAAGAUUAGGUUCAGCAUAAUAAAUUCUUAAUAAAACAUCAAUAAAUCAAUAUUGGAUUAACUAUUGUUCCUGAAGUUGAAAAAUCAAUGUUUUAGCAUUUUGACUAUUUUUGAAAAAAAUAAAUUUUAAGCCAUUUUAUGACAUUAUUUACAGGAAAAUACAACAACAUACAUCAAUGAAAGUUAUAUUUGAUUUAAUUCAUCCCAUUAUGUGUAAGAUAUGGGGGGGGGGGGGGGGGGGGGGGGGGAACGACCAAUGUCUUAUUUUGCUAAAUAAAAUUAUAUACAUGUAGCUUGAAAAUUUGGUAAUAUGAAAAAUCUCAUAAUAUGAAUAUAUGAGUCAAAUUUUAAUAAUUUAUCAAUAUAAUAUCCUUGAUCUAUUGAAUUUGGCAUAAACAAUGAUAAAUAUCAUGAAUUCUCAUGUUAUGAAAUAUUUCAGUUGCCAUAGUAACCAUAUUUCAGUAUUUCAUACAAGGUUUUAAUAAGUAAACUAGUAUGCUAAUUUGUAUCAGAAAGCAUUACAGGUCUACUUAUUACCAUGUGAUAGUGUAAACUCAUUGUCAUAUUAUAUUUGAACAUAUAAAUUGAUGUAAAAGUCUGCUUAAAUUAGCAAUAUAAAUGAUUAAUUCCUUUGUUACCAUAGCAACCAUAAUAAGAUACAUGUAUAUGAUUCCUUUAAGUUUUGAAGAAAAAUGCUGACUAUAAAACUGAUUUGUGUCAGGAAGCAGAAACGUGUGUGCCUAUUGUUAAGUCAAAGUGUUCUGUCAUAAUCUUAAGAAUUGUUAUAAAGUACAAAUUUCAUUUAUCCAUGGAUUAGUCAUAAGUUGGUGUAGCAAACAUUCAAAAAAUCUUCAAGUCAAAAGGCAUUGGUAAAAGAUUAUUACAUUUAAAAUGAAAGUCAAAUUUUUUGAAUGUGUUUGAAUUACUUUGUAGAAUAGAAUUUAUACUUUUCACAAGAUAAAAUUACACAUUUAUCUCUAGGUAUUUCCUGUAAUAAGCAUUAUAUGACUCUGUUUAAUCAUUUGAAUUUAAUUAUUACAAAGGGGAAAAUAUGAAGAAAAAUGUGUUACUAUGGAAACGAUAGGGCCAGCAACCAUAAUCAUUGAAAACAAUUUAAUGUACUGUCAGUUUUGACCAGAGAUAGCUAGUCCAAAAGUCCUGUUAUGAAAAUGUUGGUAAUCUGACUGUUUUGUCUCCAUGGAAACAUUAAAUAGGAACUGUAGCAGCUACAUGUAACUGUGGUAUAUUAAUGAUUGGGUAUGCAUUCUUUUCCCAACAUUUUCUUGACACUGAUUUUUAUCAGCUACUCACAUACAUAUGUACUAACAAUUUCUAAAUUGUUUUGUGUGUCAACUAAAGCUGCAAGGUACCAGGAAGAUGAUGCAAAAAAUGAAAGAUUGGGUGAUGCACUGCAAAAUUCUGUGAGCUAUAAAACACUUUUGAACAUUGUUGCACAGUUCAUUCAUGCUGGUCUUGCACAAUACAUGCAUUGUUGCACAGUUCUAGUUUGCUGUCUUUCACCAUGCAGGGAUUGUUGCAUUCAAGAUUUCAAAAUUUACAAUCUUUCUUCAAACAGUGGACACUCGUUGGGAGGGACACAGUAUCAAAUAUAUUUAUGGUAUAGUUGAUAUCAAUCAAUAAAAUUUAUUCAAAGUACUGUCCCAAAGAUAUUAAUGAUUGACACAGUUCUUAGCUUUGUAGUUCUGAUGACGUGAGUUUAUGUUUACAGAAUUCACAGUUUAUAUUUAAGCAUUCUCAUUCAGUGUAUGAUAGCAUUUUGUGACAGCAUGACCCCAGAACAAGGAUAUAUACAACUGUACAUAAAGAUCACAACAGAAGCUCUAAAUCAUAUGUCGGAAUACUCAAAAAAAUCUCAUGAAUUACAAUUAGGACACGAUAUGUCAAUAUAAUAUGCAAGCCUCCUCAUGUAGUGUAGAUUUAGGUGUGUAUAGGACCUCGAUGGGGCUACAAAAAUGUUUUUAUUUUACAGAAGAGAUAAUUGUAUUAUACGGGAAACUCUUCCUAUGUCUUCUCAUGAACUGUGCAGUUGGUCAACACGAUAUACAAGUACAUGUAUCCAGAUGUAGUGCAGAUUCAUGUUUGUCAUACCAUGACCUCAAAGUUCAAGGGUCAUUCUAAAAGUUCAACAUUUUACAUACAAAUACAUGUAUACAGGAAGAUUCAUUUAGAAGCUUCUUAUUGAAAAUAUAAGAAUCCAAUUCACAUAUAUGUUGAUCAUGUCAAGUAUUUCAUUUUUUUUUUCGGGGGGGGGGGGGGUGAUUCUCAGCGGAUAUUUAUAUCAGAACUCAAAAACCCAUCUGUACAUUGUUCACAUUCAUGAGGAAGUGGCUAUCUUUACAGCUGAUGAAGAUAUUGUAGGGAAGGAAAAAACAUCAAACUGGAUUUAAUAAAUCUGUGCAAAUACAAUGUACAAAUCUUUAAAAUAAUCUUUUUCUUUAAUUUAUUGCUUUUGAGAUUUAGAAAGAAAGACUAGAAACUUUUACUGAAAAUGAACUCAUUAUGUAAGAAUUCGUGUACUCUGGUACAGAUGAUAAAGAAGAUCAAGUGUAAUGGUAGAAGAGACGGCUUUGGAAAUUUGCAGUAGCUAAAAGGAUGCAAACUUGUUUCCUUGUUUAUUGUUUUGAUUUUUAGAUAAAAGACGUAUAUAUAUAUAUAUAUAUCUAUAUCUAAUUACGAUAAAUAAAUCACACAGGAUAUAUCGAAAUUCUUCUGAAAUCACUGAGCUUGGAGAAACGAAUGUUUAUGUUGACAGAUAAACAAGAAACAGAAGAAUAAUUCAUGUUCAUGAUUUUCGAUUUUUGUUUACCCCUGUAUAGUUUAUAGAACAUCGUUUCAUAUCUAUGCAGUAUAAGACAUAACAUGUACACAUAUAUUUAGACACAAAUAUCUCGGAUAUGCAUUGUACGCGUGCAUUUUUAUCUGCGAUAUAUCUUGACCUUCUGAUUUGAGAUAAAUAUGUGUGUGUUUUAUAAAGAUUUAAGUUUUAAGAUGGGUUCCUACUGGUUGACUUUUGUUGAUGGUAAUAAUUCAAUAUUAUGAUGACCCGAUGAAAAAUAUAAAUUGUCGAUGUAGUUUCCAUUACACGAAUUUUGAAGUAUAAGUCCGCGAAUGUAUUUGUUUAAAAGAUUAACCAGGUUUUCUGAUGGGGGGGGGGGGGGGGGGGUCCCAUUUCCGGAUAUCUGAGACCUUGUUUAAUUACGCAGAUAGCAGAAUGUACGUUAUAAAUACUUUUUAUCCAGUUUUUUGUUUGUUAUCAGCCACUUAAUUGAUUUUGUGUUGUUUUGAAAAUAUUUCUUAUCACUUGACUUUAUUAAUAUUUUUUUUCUUCAUUUUACAUAUUGUAUUUCUAUAUAGAUGAUAAUAAAUAUGUCAGAAUCA